This is a messenger RNA of Calliphora vicina (urban bluebottle blowfly), 3181 nucleotides long. Its product is annotated as U2 snRNP-associated SURP motif-containing protein. The transcript has 13 exons. The record is from RefSeq and is a predicted model, not a curated record. Gene Ontology annotation, molecular function: RNA binding. Gene Ontology annotation, biological process: RNA processing. Gene Ontology annotation, cellular component: nucleus. NCBI's taxonomy places the organism in Eukaryota, Metazoa, Arthropoda, Insecta, Diptera, Calliphoridae. Bases 81 to 3005 code for a protein of 974 amino acids.
CUUUGAAGUGUGUAGGAAAAAAUCAAAAUUUAUGAGAAAAAUAUACAAAUUAUGAAAAAUUUGUCAUAAAAACACAAAAUAUGAAGCGCAUAAGUGAAAAGAAAUUGGAAGCCUUUGCUGUGGGUACCAUGGGCAAACGGCAAAUGUCCAAAAAAGAACUAGAAGAUCAAAAGAAAAAAGACGAUGAAGCUGCGGCCGCACAUGUGUUUAAAGAGUUUGUGGAAACAUUUCAAGACACUCCAUCGGCUUCGUCAAAAAUUUGGGUAAAAGCCGGUACUUAUGAUGCCGGUUCAAGAAAGGAGGACAGUCGUGAAAAGGGGAAAUUGUAUAAACCCUCUUCAAAGAUGGAUGAUAAAUCUGCCGCUGAAAAAGCUCAAGAAUAUGCCAUGAUGUUGGCUUCAGAUCUUAAGAAAGACGCAAUUAAUUCGAAGAAGAAAACCCAGGAGAAAAAGAAAAGUAAUUUGGAACUUUUCAAAGAGGAGUUACGUCAAAUUCAAGAGGAACGUGAAGAGCGUCAUAAAUAUAAGCAUUUGGCACAAACAGCCGUGAGUCAACCAUCCUCCACACAACCGACUCAAACAGUAACUGAGAAUCAUCAUCAUCAAACGACUGAAGAACGCACGGGAUCUCAUGAUACAGGCGAUCCAAAUACCACAAAUUUGUAUUUGGCCAAUUUAUGUCCGAAGAUUUCUGAGAACCAGUUAAUGGAUAUUUUCGGACGCUAUGGACCUCUGGCCAGCAUUAAAAUUAUGUGGCCUCGUUCGGAAGAGGAAAAAAUGAGAGAACGUAAUUGUGGCUUUGUUGCCUAUAUGAGUCGCAAAGAUGCUGAGAGAGCUCUGAAAACGCUAAAUGGUCGUUUUAUAAUGGGCUAUGUUAUGCGUUUGGGUUGGGGCAAGGCAGUACCCAUACUUAAUCAGCCUAUAUUUAUACCACCCCCUUUAUUGGAACUAUCAAUGCCCCCACCACCAUCCGGUCUACCAUUUAAUGCUCAACCGCCAACUGAUGAAAUGAACAAUGUACCGAAAAAGAACUACAAAGAGUACACCACCGAAGAAGAAAAAGAAAAUAUGGAAAAGGUUUUAAAGAAAUGUGUCGUUAAAGUUAUUAUACCUACAGAAAAAGGUGUAUUGCAUUGUAUACAUCGCAUGAUAGAGUUUGUUAUACGCGAGGGUCCCAUGUUUGAGGCUUUAAUAAUGAGUCGAGAAAUUGAAAAUCCCUUGUUUUCAUUUCUUUUCGACAACGAGAGUCCAGCUCAUAUUUACUAUCGUUGGAAAUUGUUCUCUUUGCUGCAGGGCGACACGCCAAAUGAAUGGAAUGAAAAAGAAUUUCGUAUGUUUAAAGAUGGUCCUAUAUGGAAACCACCAAUGGCUAACUUUUAUACUCAGGGAAUGCCUGAUGAUUUGGUUAUAGAUCCAGAUGCACCAGAGGCUCACAAAGGGGCAUUGUCAACAGCCCAACGUGAUCGUUUGGAAGAUCUAAUACACUAUUUAACGCCUGAACGUACUAAAAUUGGUGAUGCCAUGAUCUUUUGUAUUGAACAUGCCGAUGCAGCCGAUGAAAUAUGUGAAUGUAUUGCUGAGUCUUUGGCCAAUCCCGGCACUUUGGCUUCAAGAAAAAUUGCACGUUUGUAUUUGAUAUCAGAUAUACUAAACAACUGUACCGUCAAAGUAACAAAUGUCUCCUUCUUUAGAAAAGCUAUUGAAAAACAUUUAUUGGAUGUUUUUGAGAGCUUACACACAUUCUAUAACAGCAUUGAAAGUCGUCUGAAAGCAGAGGGUUUCAAAACUAGAGUUUUAAACGUUUUUAAAGCCUGGGAGGAUUGGGCUGUGUAUCCGAAAGAGUUUUUGGCACAGUUGCGUUCGAUAUUCUUGGGAAAACAGUAUCAAGCCCCAGUCACACCUCCACCACCAGAAGAAGUUAAAGAGAUCGAGGAAGAAGAGGACAUAGAUGGUGCACCCUUGUCAGGUGACGAAAAGGAUGAUGAGGAUUUAGAUGGUGUACCCUUGGAUGGCGCUGCUUUAUUAAAGGGUGUUCUCAUGCGUGGUUUACCGGAUACUCAAAAAAAUACUCCACGUCGCAGUCAAGAUGUUAGUUGUGAUGCUGACUAUAAUGAUGAUAUAGAUGGUAUUCCAUUGGAUGAUGAUAUCGAUGGCGUGCCCUUGGAAAAAGAUGUGCCAGACUAUAGUGACAACGCUGGUAAAAUGUCCUCCAAAGCACGGGCAUUUAUACCCUCUAAAUGGGAAACUAUUGACCCAGAACAGGUUGAAGCCCAAGCUGUCACCACCAGUAAAUGGGAUACUUUAGAUGGUCCCGAAGCUUCAAAAUACUACGAUCGUUCUAGCGAUGAUGAGGAUGAUGAUAAUGAAAAUAGUCUCAGUUUUGAUGAAAUAAAACGCAAAAAACUACGUGAAAUUGAAGUUAAAACUAUGCAAUAUCAAGAUGCUUUAGAAUCCGGAGAUAUAGACGUAAAAGCGGGCUUAACUGUAUCCGAACAGGUGGAGCAUUAUCGCAAGCGUUUAAUGAAAAAAGACUCUCUUACUGAAGCCGUUGAUUCUCCUUUAAGUUAUAUACGCAAUAAAGAUUCUAGCCCCGAUAGUCCCAAAAAAUCACGUCAUCGCAAGCGUUCUCUAUCGCCCGUUCAACAAUUCAGCAAUAGUUCACGAUCCAGUCCUGCACGUUCAGCGCGUAAACGUUCCGUAUCACCAUAUAAAAGCAGCACCAGCAGUGCACGUCGUGAGCGUUCACCCACCUCAAGUAGUCGUGACAGUAGUAAAUACAGCAAGCGUCAUCGUUCUCGUAGUAUUUCUCCCUCGCCUCCCCAUCCACUAGAGAGAACACCCUAUCAGUCUAAGUCAAAGCGUUACGAUAGUCCACAUUCAUCAACAUCGAGAUCAAAAAGAUCACCUUCGCCCGGCUAUAUACGUUCCUCUAAACGGGAUUUGGAGCGUGAUUCGUAUUCCAGCAGUGCACGCAGUGAAAAGCAUAAACACAAACAUAAACAUUAAAUUGCAUCAAUAUAUUACCAGAUAUUUAUUAAGAAAAAUAAACUGCAGAAAAGGUAAAUGAUUGAUUAUGAAUAUUAGUAGUAGAACUAAAAUAAAACACAAAUUGUGUUUUUUUCUAAAAAUUUAUUCAAGAAUAAAAUUGAUACAAAAAAUUUAAAAAAUCGAAAAACUUAAAA